This is a messenger RNA of Oryctolagus cuniculus (rabbit), 7095 nucleotides long. It is a transcript of the gene TGIF2LX, whose product is annotated as TGFB induced factor homeobox 2 like X-linked. Lineage: Eukaryota; Metazoa; Chordata; Mammalia; Lagomorpha; Leporidae. Gene Ontology annotation, molecular function: DNA binding. Gene Ontology annotation, biological process: regulation of DNA-templated transcription. The record is from RefSeq and is a predicted model, not a curated record.
ACGGCUUGCGUAGGCGUUUGCCUGAGAGCUACAGAUCCCAAGACCAUAAAGACAGAUCUGAGGAACAUGGAAGCUGCUGAGAAGCCGGAGAAGACCGGAUGCCCAGCUCAAGACCCUUCCAUGUCUUGGAGAAACAAGAGGAAGGGUAAAGGGUACCUGCCCGCAAAGUCUGUGAGAAUCCUCCGCCACUGGCUCUAUGAUCACAGGUUUGAUGCACAUCCCUCAGAAGCCGAGAAACAAAUGCUGUCGGGGCAAACCAAUUUGUCUUUACAACAGAUCUCAAACUGGUUUAUUAAUGCUCGCAGACGCAUUCUUCCGAAAAUGCUCGUAGUGGAGGGAAACGAUCCCAAAUGCCAAACAGGCAAGGCCACCGAUAUAGUGUAUCAGCUGAGCACUGAUCCACUCGUGCAAGCCACGUUGGGGCCCCAAAAUCCAAACAAGAUACAAGACCUAUCUCUGAGCUCCUUGCCAGAGGGCCAGGAAUCGGAAGCGAAGCUACCGAAUCCAGAGUUGGCUCCACGCAGGAGGUUCACCCUGGAAGUCCCUGCGGAGAAAAAGUUCGAGAUUUCCACCAGUGAGUCUUUGUCUUCUCCAGAACUGAUGCCACCAGAGGAGUACGAGGACUUCAGCAGCUUCCUGAUCCUGGUUGAUGUAGCCGUGCGGAAGGCUGCUGAACUGGAGCUACAGAAAGCGCAAAACAAUAAUCCAUAAUUGUCCAUGUCCUGGAAAAAUCUAAGUAUCGUUCCUUCGUCUGUCUGUGUGGUAGGCACUUUUUUGUGUGCGCCGCCACUGUUUUGUGUGUCUACCUUUUACAGAGAUAUCUUCCAGGGGGUCUGUGAGAACUGUUGCUAACUAUUGAGACUCUAUUAGAUGUUUCAUUCUUUCCAGAUAGAAGACACUAACCAUCGUGAUUAACACUGUAGCGAAGAUCUUUAUUUGUUCUCCUUCCUCCUAGGUUUAAAUUCUUCAGUCAGGCUAAUACUCUGAAAUUAGACACCAUGCUGAGACUGGAGAAAAUAAUGGUUUUUGUUUGUUUGUUUGUUUGUUUGGCUUACCUGGCCAAAUUUCUUUGUGCCUGUGCCGGCAGUAUUACAGAUACCAAAUGAGUCAUCUUUUCUCUCUCUCCCUGUAAGUUUCCUUAUUAGCAUCAAUGAUGGCAAGGAAAGGCGCUAUAAAAGACAGGUGUUACCAGCACUGGCCUCAUUUUAAAGUUUGAGUUUUUGUAAAAUUUCAAUUGUGUUGCUCUUUUUACAGUUUGACUGUUUUAAGGAGUAGUUAAUCUCUGCAGGGGACUACACAUGACAGCCAAAGUAUAGUGAAUUCACCCACAUUUGUCACAUAGGCUGAACUUUUUUUGAGUGAACCAGUGAGAAGUUUUCAGUAAAGAAAAAAACAUUCCAAAAGGUAUUUUUCUGCUGUUGGUUGUUGCUUACUUGGUUUAGAGAAUACUUUUCGUUGGUUUGGUUUUAAUCAUCUACAUCAGAUGAAGAAGAUAAUCAUAAUAAAAUCUAAAAAGCAGAAAACUGACAAAAUUCCCUGAAGAAACCAGAGGGAGAUAAUUUGAAAAGAAAAAAAAAAAAAAGGAAUGAAUCUAUAACAUGUUAGCAAAAAAGAAAGUAAACUCGUUUUGUUUUGACCUUUCUAAUACAUUUUCUUUUUUCUUUUAAAACGUUUAGAUUCAUAGGAGCGGAGCUGGGAAUGCGGAAAGCUACGGGAAGCUCCCACGUGAAAAUAAUCUUGUCUUAUAAAGGCAACUUUUCCUACAGCCUCAGCACAGGAGUAUUUUCAAUGGGAACAGAUAGAUAUUUCUCCAGAAAGCUGUAAUUUAGCUUUCUGAUUUUAGAGAGUUAAAACCUGAGGAAUAUGUAGCUUGUAAUUAAACCAGACUCUUAGCCUCAUUUCAUCCUCCUGCCUUCAAAUGAAAUAGGUUGUGUUUGAUCUCUACUUCUAGGCCCAAUCUUUUUUUUUUUUUUUUACAUUGCUAUCUACUGACUGACACUUCUCAAUCCAAGAUACCAUAUCUUCUUUAAGCAUUUCAGAGCAAUAGUCAGGUUAUUGCUCUGUAUAAGUUUUCAUGUAACCAGGAAGGAAACGAGGUCCACCAUACCAAACUGCUAUUCGUGAGAGAGACUAAAGUGAAAAUGAGUUCAGGUUUUUAAGGUAGGUGCGGAUUAGGGAGGAUUUAGAAGCUAAAAAGACAGUAGCAUUCAUUGUAACCUUACUGAUGUGGGCCCCUUAAAGACUCAAGGAAACUAUUUUUUACAAACUAUUUCUUACAUAGCCUAGAUAAGGCCUUUUUUUUUUUUUUUUUUUGCAUAUGGGAGCAUUGGAGGCUCUUUUUUAAGGAAAUGAAGGUUGCCGGACUCUUAUUAUUUUCUGUGAUUCCUAUAUCUGACAAGUGUUGGGAGCAGGCUUUUCUCUAGUUCAGUUGAAAAUGCAAUGUUAGUACUGGAGUCUGAAAAACGAAGUUGCUUCUUAUUCACCCUCUUCUAAAUUGUCUCUGUAGGCUGAGUCCAAGUUGGGUUAUUAUAAAGAUUAUUGUAGAACCUGUUCUGAGGAUAACGUGUGGGGAUGACUGUGGGUUUUCUCCAUUUCCAUCAUGUACUGUUUAAUGGUGUAUUGUGGGAUGUAGCUGUGUUCUACUUUUAACUGCAUUAUGUGCAAAUGUAGUGGAUAUAGCAAUUUGGUUUUCCUGCACUACAAACAUGGAGAAGAAGCAGGUUUUAGUUAAAUUAAGACUGUAUGUGAAAGAACUUUUAUUGUGGUCAUUUUUGUCAAAUGUUUUCCUUUUAUUUUUAUAUAAAAAGAUAACUUGUGUUUAUCAUUCCUACAGGCUUUCACCACUAUGAAUUUGCAACUUUACUAUGCCUGUUCUUUUCUGGGAGAAAAGCUUAGAAAUCUUUAGUCUACUUCACUCAGUGGAGAGAAAUGGGGACAAUUUUCUAAGAAAACUACAUUUUAGCAACCUAACAACCAAUUAUGUUUUGGGUUGAAGAACUACCUAAAGCCUGACAAAGAGUAUAUGGUCUUGUAGAAGUGGAAAGGUUAAGAUAGCAUGAGAAAACAACUUGGCAGGGUUAUUUUAUUGAGAAAGGUACAUUUCUGUUGAUGUCUUUGGAAUGAGGGAAGUAUAACGUACAGAGAUUUAGGAUGAAUGAGAAAUUCAUGAGAUGACUCUAACAAAGAAUAAGUCAUUAUUAGUUAUGAAUGAAGUUGCCCGGUUCAGUGAUUUCUCUCUCUGAAGUGGUAUGGCACUGGGACACAUCAAUAUAUGCCCUAAGAAUUGCUUAUUAAAAUUAUGUUUAGAGAUAUCAUAUCUAUGUGUUAAUCCUCAAGAAUAGUAGCACAUUUAUAAACAAUUUAGUUGUAAAGAAUAAGCACUCUUGUGCUUUUUCAUAUAUCUCGAGAGUAUAGCUUGGAAUAUCAGGAAUUUAUUUAUGAGGCCUAGAAUACCUUGUACAUUUCUUAUAACAUGCUAUAAUAUAUAUAUUCCAUCUUUGGAAGGACAACAUGGGGCUUGGAGUCUCCUGGAUAUUUUAUUCAAUGAAGACUAAUAUAAAGAAUAUACUAUUUAAUCUAUCUACUAGUCUCAUCAGCCAGCAAGGGCACACUUCGUGUACCAUGAAAAAGUCAUUCCAGUAAGUUUCCUUUAGAUACUUAAGGUAUCUGUUUUUGAUUUUCAAUUAUUUCCCAACUCUCUUAUCUAUAAUAUAGCAAGGAUUUAGACAAUUUUAUUACUAUUCAUUUUGAAAAAUUUUUUUUGUUACAUGUUCAUUGCUAAAAAAUCUGAGACCUUUUGUCUUUCUUUGUUCAUUAUGGUAUAAUAAGGACAGUCAGAGCGAGGUAACAUGUAGUUCAUCAGCAUUUCCCAGAUUAUUAGAGUUCAUAUCCUUUGAAGCAGGUAAAAAUGUAAACUGAAGGUAGAUUAAAGAAUGUGAUUUUUCACAUAAAAAGAAAUACAAUUAGGGCCAGCAUUGUGGCACAGAGGAUUAAGCCACCACAUGCAACACUGGCAUCCCAUGUGAGCACCAGCCAGUUACAGUCCUAGCUGUUCUGCUUCCCAACCAGCUUCUUGCUAAUGCACCUGAAAAAGCAGAGGAAGAUGUCCCAAGUCCUUGGAUCCCUGUCACCCACAUAAGUGACCCAGGUAUAGUUUCAGGCUCCUGACUUUGGCCUGGUCCAGCCCUGGCCAUUGCAGCCAUUUGAGGAGUCAGCCAGUGGACUGAAGAUCCCUGUUUCUCUCCCUCUCUCUGUGUCACUCUGCCUUUCAGAUAAAUAAGUCUUUAGAAAAGAAGAAAGGGAAUACCAUUGUAUUUGAUCAUUUAAGUAAUUAUAAAAGAUUGUGUUUUUGGAACCUCAUGAUACGGUACACAUUGAAAUGUGUAAGACUUAAAAAAAUAUCAAAAUAACUAAGCCAAAGUAAAUUUCAAAGAAAAGGUAAAAUUCACUGGAAUAAAUCACUAAAGAUAAAAUCCACAAGGUGAAACAAGGCCUUUUAUGGUAUGGUUUUGCUACCACUUGAAUUGGGAUGAUGCCAGGCUGGAUAGGCCAUAAAUCCAAUCAAAGUGACUUAAUGCUUCCAAUAAAACACAAAUUGGAAAUAUUAUAAAUGUUUUAGAAUAUCUCCCCAAUUUGGACCAAUUUUUACAUUUUCAUUAAGUUUUUGUUUUAGCAAUUUUUACUAGCUCAGUGAUAAUUGUCUUAUGUGGGCCUUUAAAUUUUUCAGUUCUAAAAGAUAAUAAUAGGUGGCCAUUGUUUUCCUACCAGAUAUUGUAUAUAUUACAGCUACAAUUCCUUAUUAUACUAAUGGUUAACAAAAUUUGUUUUUAUAGGAUAAUUGUUACAUAACAGGUCUUUUAUAUGAAAAUCCUGACCCAAGAUUAAUGAAUGCUUUGGUUUGCUAUAUAACAUUAAAAAUUGCUAUUUAUUAUUGUUAUUACAAUCCCUUUGAAAUGCUGAAAUUCCUUCCUUACUAUAAUAAAGAUAGCUUUAAAAUCUUGAAAUUCUUAGCUUUUGAAGAGAUACUGUACAGUUUGACUCAAACUAUUGAAAUCAGUAAUAAUUUCUAUAGGUGAUAACAAAAAACCCUGCUCUUGGUGCAUGCUAUGGCAAACUAAAUAUAAAGUACUUAUAUGAACAUUAAUUGCUAACUCCAUAACAUAAAUUUCGAAGGUUUUGCUCUUAAAAAUAUAUCCCCAGUUACCUAAAUUUUUACCAGCUAAUCGUUGUUUUGUACAAUAUGCAUAUAAAAAGUGAAGAAUACUAAUAAGAAUGUAACAGUUCAGCAAAUUUUUUAUUAAAUUGGAAUAGCAAUGCUCAACUAUAAAGUAUGCUGUUAAUAGAAAUAUCUAAGAUGGUGAUAGAAAUUCUUUGACAUCCUCCUCUUUGCCUGGUACAUGUCAAGUAAAAUCUGUUACACGAAGCAAUAGUCAUGUGUUUGAUGCCAAGUGUGUGUGUGUGAGGAUACAACAAUACAAAAAAAAAAUAGAAAAAUACAACGAGAACAAGCUUUACGACUAAGUCAGGGCACUUUAUCAAUAAAAUCUACACUGUGAAAACAGCACAGUUUAUAAAAUACCCAUGAGAUUUUUGCUUGUAAAAAUAUUACAAAAGAAUUUUAAGUAAAAUCCUUUUAAUGAUCGAGCCAAAUAUAUCUGGAUUUUGUGGUACCAAGAGACUGUAAAGUUAGCUAUUAUGGGUAUACAUGAUCUCAGAACAUAAUAUAAAAGUUAUUUUUCCUGAUAAAAUAUUGUAUGAUUUUGAAAGUACCUGGAAGGAAAAGACUAGGAUUUUAUUAGGUCAAGUGAUAAAUUGGCUAGAUACUAGAUAGGUAGUUCCCUUAAAUAUGAACUGUAACAUAGACAAAUUUUAAAUGCAUUAAAUCAAUGACUAUAUAUGAUAAUUUAGGGAGAUGGUAUAGCUUUCCAGGAAAAUUGCAUACUUUUCCAGGAAAAUUACUAUAAAAUCUAAUGACCUAUUUUAAGUGCCUCUGAUGAGUCUUGCUUACGUUUCAGACCUUGCUCUAAUCAUCUCCAGAGUCAGAUGCGGUUAAUCCUUCUCUGCCACCCCAACAUUAAAAGAAUAGAGGUAGAAUUCUUAAUCAUACCGAUAAUGAAAUAGGUUAUCUACAAAUCUCAGCUGCUUUCAGUUAACAGACCUGAGACUCUGCCCAGUGACUCUCCCUCGGAUACAAUGCUAUUCUGGUCUUUAGUAAGUCAUUUGGGAUGGUAGAACAAAAUAUUUUUGCCAUAAAAUGAAAGCCUUAUUGAUUUAUCUGUAAAUGGUAACAACAACAGAGCUUCAUUGUUAAGGGUAAAGUCUUGUGAACGUCUAGCCUGCGUGUUUCAAUAUGGAGCAUGUGCAGCGUUGAAUGUAUUACCCAUCACAACAGUUUCCCCGACUGGAUAAAUUAUAUUCCUCAGUUGGGUAGUACCAAGGUAAUUCUGUUGCCAUAUGUUGUGCCAGAGAGGUACUGUUGUGAUAGGGUGCAUUUUCAAUGAUGUGUGUCUGUGUGAUGCCCAUUUUCUUCCUCCUCUACAGAAAUGCCAGCCCUACAAAGUUUGAGGUAUUUCAAGAUAAAACCCUGCCAGAGGUAGAAAUUCCAAUGCACAUAAAACUAGUGUUUCAAGUCAGAGCAGGUUCCCCUUGCCAUUAUUAGAAAUCCUCAGGCCGGCGCCGUGGCUCACGAGACUAAUCUUCUGCCUGUGGCGCCAGCACCCUGGGUUCUAGUCCCAGUUGCUCCUCUUCCAGUCCAGCUUUCUGCUGUGGCCCGGGAAGGCAGUGGAGGAUGGCCCAAGUGCUUGGUUCCCUGCACCCGCAUGGGAGACUGGGAGGAAGCACCUGGCUCCUAGCUUCAGAUCGGCACAGUGCGUUGGCCAUAGCGGCCAUUUCGGGGGUGAACUAACAGAAAAAGGAAGACCUUUCUCUCUGUCUCUCUCUCACUGUCUAACUCUGCCUGUCAAAAAUUAAAAAAAAAAAAUCCUCAGAUUCUAUAAAUGUGCCUAAAUCAUUAUAACCAACCAUGCACGGGUUUGUAGUAGUAGAGAUUUUGCUUUAUAAAACCAGACUCAAGAAGAAUAAAGAGAUUUUAAGUGU